AUGACCUCCGUGCUGGACGUUUGCUCGUUUGCGGGCUGCAGCCAGCCGCCUCGGUUCGGCUCGACCAAGUGCGUCACGCAUCGCAACAAGCUCCAAUGCACCUUUGAGGGCUGCAAGAAUCAAGUCUACGCACGCUACCUCUGCAUUCGACAUGGCGGCAAAAAGAAGUGCGAGUACAGCGGCUGCGACGCGCCCGUGCACCGAGGGGCCUUUUGCGUCAGUCACGGCGGUGUCGUCGUCAAGCGCUACUGCACCGAACCGGGCUGCAGUCGCCAAGCGCACGCCCGGUACAAGUGUGUACGACACGGUGGCGGCCGCACGUGCAAGGAAAAUGGCUGCGACGUGCACGCCCGUGCGAGUGGCUACUGCCGGCGCCACACGGCCCGACCUAGCACGAGUGGGACGCCUCCUGUCGGCAAGAAGGUCGACUUGGCGGACCACAUCAACGCUGAGCUGCUGCGCGUCGGCGCUAAAGUCGCCAACCUCAUGACCCUUGCCGCCCUCAAGGACUCGGCACCGCCUUUUGCCUGCGAAGAGACCGCGCUCGAUGCCUCGAUAUUGGAUCUUCUCUGUGACGCGCCGCUCUUUGGCGAAGACU
Messenger RNA from Saprolegnia parasitica CBS 223.65, 598 nucleotides. RefSeq lists its product as hypothetical. The annotation marks the transcript as partial. The record is from RefSeq and is a predicted model, not a curated record. The transcript has a single exon. Lineage: Eukaryota; Oomycota; Saprolegniomycetes; Saprolegniales; Saprolegniaceae.